AUGGCAAGUGUAACGGGCCCCGCACCGAAUCAGGCCGACACUGUAACAUUCUGGCGCGGCCUGUGGCCUGAUUCAGAGCCCGUAAACGAAAGCGAGGCCUCUUGGACGGAAGUUGUGGCGAGUCAGUGUGCGAGUAUAACGCCCAUGGACCUCGUCAUUAUGACGCCGGAUGAUGUAGCUAAGGCGGUCCGUAGGGCCCCGAACUGGAAAAAUCCGGGACUUAACGGGCUGCAUCACUACUGGCUGUAG
This is a messenger RNA of Parnassius apollo (apollo), 249 nucleotides long. NCBI's taxonomy places the organism in Eukaryota, Metazoa, Arthropoda, Insecta, Lepidoptera, Papilionidae. The record is from the annotation of a GenBank genome assembly.